CACACAAGACCGUGAAUUGGAGUCACGAAUCAUGAACUGGCGAGGUUCUAGAGAGUUUUCAGAGGUUACUGACGCCGAGUCAGUUCACGGUCACAAGACCGUGAACUGAAGCCAUGGACAGUGAACUGGCUUAAUGAAACGACGCGUCUUGGCCUGAGUUCACGGCCCCCGCCAUUAGUUCAUGGCCGUGAACUGGGCGCAACUGGGUAUAAAUAGAGAGCUGAAAGGAGG
Linum tenue is the source of this 231-nucleotide messenger RNA. Lineage: Eukaryota; Viridiplantae; Streptophyta; Magnoliopsida; Malpighiales; Linaceae. The record is from the annotation of a GenBank genome assembly.